Messenger RNA from Wallemia mellicola CBS 633.66, 1440 nucleotides. RefSeq lists its product as hypothetical. The transcript has 4 exons. The coding region runs from base 1 to 1440 and encodes 479 amino acids. Lineage: Eukaryota; Fungi; Basidiomycota; Wallemiomycetes; Wallemiales; Wallemiaceae. Gene Ontology annotation, biological process: translation; ribosomal large subunit assembly. Gene Ontology annotation, molecular function: 5S rRNA binding; lipid binding; structural constituent of ribosome. The record is from RefSeq and is a predicted model, not a curated record. Gene Ontology annotation, cellular component: cytosolic large ribosomal subunit; ribosome.
AUGUUGAGUUUACAAACUUGGAUUGGUAGGCGAGAUUUCGACAGGGGUGAAAUUCCACCAGAUAUUGAAUUAGAAGAAAUUGGAGACCUAUCCGAGGAUUUCAACGAAAGUGAGGAUGAGGAUGACGACAACAGGGAGGAUACAACUGAGGAAGCUACAAAAAGACCUUCAACGAUACCGAAUAUGCAAAUAGGACUUAGAAUUACCCAUGAAUCUGAUAUCAGACUUACCUUAUUGACGAAUUUACUGAUAAAUUUCCCAUCACCGGGAUUCAUGAGUUUACCAGUUAAAUUGACAGUACGGGGGAUUGUAUUACAUAGUAAAGCAACCAUUGGUAUAGAUAGCAAAAAGCGACAGCUGCACUUCUGCCUGGUAGAGCCACACGAGGAGGAAGACGACGACGAUGAAGAGGUAGAAACGCAUAUAUUGCAAUCACUAAUAGUGGAAAGUGAGAUUGGUGAUGUUGAUAGGCAUACACUCAAGAAUCUUCAGCUAAGAUGCCAUUCAGUAAAUUUUAUUUUAGCAAAAAACUACUCAGCUAACCUUCAUACAGUCAAGGAAGCCAAGAACAACGCUUACUUCUCACGUUACCAAGUCAAGUACCGUAGACGUCGUGAAGGAAAGACUGACUUCUACGCUCGUAAGCGUCUUGUUACUCAAGCCAAGAACAAGUACAACGCACCAAAGUACAGACUUGUUGUUAGAUUCACUAACAAGGACAUUAUCUGUCAAAUUGUUUCCUCAAAGAUCCAAGGUGAUGUUGUCUUGACUCACGCUAGAGCUCGUGAACUUCCAAAGUACGGUAUCAAGCACGGUCUCACUUCAUGGUCAGCUGCUUACGCUGUUGGUCUCCUUGUUGCCAGAAGAGCACUCACCAAGCUUGGCUUAGCUGACAAGUACGAAGGUGAUGCUGAAGCUACCGGUGAAUACAGCCUCACUGAACCACUCGGUGAUGACGAACCAAGACCAUUCAAGGUCUUCUUGGAUGUCGGUUUGAAGCGUACCUCAACCGGUUCAAGAGUUUUCGGUGCUCUUAAGGGUGCUUCAGAUGGUGGUCUCUACGUUCCACACUCAGAAAACAGAUUCCCAGGUUACGAUAUCGAAUCAAAGGAAUUAGACCCAGAAAUCUUGCAAAAGUACAUUGUCGGUGGUCACAUUGCUGAAUACAUGGAGGAACUCGAAGAAGAAGAUGAAGAGAGAUUCAAGAAGCAAUUCUCUACCUACCUUGAAGACGGUGUUGGCUCAGACGACAUCGAAGAAAUCUACACUUCAGCUCACGAAAAGAUCCGUGAGAACCCAGAGUUCCAAAAGAGCACUGUAGCCUCCGAGAAGGACUGGAAAUCAAUCUCCCAAGGCUACAAGGCCAAGAAGCUCACCAAGUCACAAAGAGAUACUGCUAUUGCUCAACGUAUCGAAGCCUUCCAAUCUCAACAAGAGUAA